AUGUUCGUCGUUCGCCUUCACAAUGCCGGACAACGAGUUUGCUUCACGCCGUUCUUCGCUCACCACGCGUCCAAGCUGCUCGCCUACUCGCCCAGCUACGCAGACAACUUCCGUCUCGCUGCGCCAACUGCAAGCCUUCUCUGCCAUGUUCGACAAUGCCGUGGUUGCUACUGCUGCUCACCACGGUACUCCAAGAUUCGUGAGGCGACACUCAAGCUGGCGCAAGGACAGCUGCAUGCCGAGCAACUUCGCUGCUUCUCGCCUCUACCUUUUGGCGACACCGGAUCAUCAGUUGCACUC
Molecule: messenger RNA, 300 nt
Organism: Mesorhabditis spiculigera
Lineage: Eukaryota; Metazoa; Nematoda; Chromadorea; Rhabditida; Rhabditidae
Source: the annotation of a GenBank genome assembly